Messenger RNA from Podospora bellae-mahoneyi, 3102 nucleotides. RefSeq lists its product as uncharacterized. The record is from RefSeq and is a predicted model, not a curated record. Gene Ontology annotation, cellular component: mitochondrial membrane. NCBI's taxonomy places the organism in Eukaryota, Fungi, Ascomycota, Sordariomycetes, Sordariales, Podosporaceae. Gene Ontology annotation, biological process: phospholipid biosynthetic process; glycerol-3-phosphate metabolic process; fatty acid metabolic process. The coding region runs from base 477 to 2987 and encodes 836 amino acids. Gene Ontology annotation, molecular function: glycerol-3-phosphate O-acyltransferase activity. The transcript has 3 exons.
CCUGGAUCCCCUGCCGGGCGCCCUUCCGAGCUCCAGGCCAGGCUUUGGGCACUCAGUGUGUGUGCCACUGUGCCACAUGUGCCCUGCCUCGGGAAGCAACGGCAUAUUCCCACCUGGAAAGUGUCUGUCGUCCCCGUGAAUCUCUUGUUUUUGCUGGCUUUCUUCACGUGCUUCUGUUGUUGCUGUUGACAAGUGACGGUGGAUGAAGUCAUAUCAAAGCUGAUCCACCUCUCUUGAACAUCUUAAUUUUUUGCGCCGUCUCUUCUCUCAGUCCGAAUCGAAACCCAAUUCCUCUGUUUUGACAACAAGGAAAAGCGUUUCCGUGUGAAAGAUAGCUCUAGAGACAUAGUCUUGUGUCCCGCUGUCCCGCGAUUCGAACAUCCCUCCUUCAAGAACGCCACUUACACCUCCCAUACACCAACCACAAGCGCGCGAAAGACGACUUUCUCCCUAGAACACCGAUCCUCUCACCGAAAAUGGCCCCCGACGACCGCGACCGCCACGACUCGGCCCCAGACCUGCGCAUCCUCGGCGACAGAAUUACACUUCAACCAAGUGGAUUCGUCGAGCCCCCCAAAGACAAAGAUGAAAAAGACGAGGCGUUGAUGAAGAACGUAGCCCGCUUCCGCUCCGAGCCGUUACGCUUCCUCCGCGAUGUCUCCCUCUACGUGUCCGGAACAGGCUGGCGCGCCUACGACGAAGUGAUCGGCCAGCCAAUCUUCUACAACGGCUUCUCCGAGCACAUCAAAACCCAAGUCAUGUCCGCCACCGUCCUCCAAACCAAAAUCGCCCAGCUCGCCGACCUGCGCAUUUCGGUAGAGGAAAAACAAGGCCUCCUCCCACCCUCAAGUUCAGGCAGGGAAUACGAGAUCAGAAAAGCCAAGAGACGCGCCGAGUUGGUCCAGGGCUUACAAGAAGUCGCCGAGCACCUGACGGAUAACAUGAUUUGCAAGUUUGAGAGCAAGACUUUCAUCCGCGGAGCGUACUACCUCGUCACGCAGUUGUUGCUGAGGGCGUACCACCAGGGCAUCCACGUCUCUAGCGAGGAGGUGUUGAGGCUGAGGAAUGUGGCCGAGGAGGCGGAGAAGAAGAAACAGAGUAUUAUUUUCCUGCCGUGUCACAGGUCGCAUGUGGAUUAUGUUGCGCAGCAGUUGCUGUGUUAUCGGCUGGGGCUGGCGCUGCCGGUGGUGGUGGCGGGGGAUAAUCUGAACUUUCCCCUGGUGGGCAGCUUCUUGCAGCAUGCGGGGGCCAUGUAUAUCAGGAGGAGCUUUGGAGACGAUCAGCUUUAUACGACGCUGGUGCAGGCGUAUAUUGAUGUCUUGUUGCAGGGGGGGUAUAAUCUGGAGUGUUUUAUCGAGGGGGGGCGGUCGAGGACGGGGAAGCUGCUGCCCCCAAAGUUUGGGAUCUUGAGCUUUGUGUUGGAUAGCUUGCUGAGUGGGAGGGUCGAGGAUGCGAUCAUCUGUCCGGUUUCGACGCAGUAUGACAAGGUUAUCGAGACGGAGGGCUAUGUCACCGAGUUGCUUGGCGUGCCCAAGAAGAAGGAGAACUUGGCGGAUUUCUUGUCGGGGGGGUCGAAUGUGCUGAGCUUGAGGCUGGGGAGGGUGGACGUGAGGUUUCAUGAGCCGUGGAGUUUAAGGGGGUUCAUCGAUGACAAGGUCAGCAGGCUGAGCAAGGUCCCGUCUGCUAUCCACGUCGAUUGGACAGACACCAAGAACCAGGUCGUCAGGCAAAAACUGCUUCGAACGCUUGGUUACAAGGUCCUGGCAGACAUCAACGACGUCUCGGUCGUCAUGCCCACCGCCCUCAUCGGCACCGUCCUCCUCACCCUCCGAGGCCGCGGCGUCGGCCGGGCCGAACUCAUCCGCCGGGUGGAGUGGCUCACGGAAAGGGUCAGGGCCAAAGGCGGCCGCGUCGCCCACUUUGGCAACCUCCCCCUCUCGGACGUCAUCGAACGCGGGCUCGAAGUCCUCGGGAAAGACCUCGUCGGCGUGGUCGAAGGCCUCGCCGAACCGACCUACUACGCCGUCGACCGCUUCCAGCUCUCCUUUUACCGCAACAUGACCAUCCACCUUUUUAUUUCGGAAGCCUUGGUCGCAGCAGCGCUCUACACAAAGGUCAAGCAAGGGGGUGGCCCGGCUAUCCAGGAUAUACCCUACAAGGAGCUCCGCGACCAAGUCCUCUUCCUCUCCUCCCUCUUCCGCGGCGAGUUUAUUUACAGCGGCGAAGGCCUCCAGGUGAACCUCGAGCGCACCCUCGCCGGCCUUGAGGCGGACAACAUCAUCAUGAUUGAGCGCGACGAGCAGCGGAACAUAACCAAGAUUGGCCUCUCCGACGCGGAGCGCGCAGCCGGCCGAGAGAAUUACGACUUUUACUGCUUCCUCAUCUGGCCGUUUAUCGAAGCCUCUUGGUUGGCAGCCGUCUCGCUGAUGGGUUUGACGCCGCCCCUGGGACAAAAAGAUGACGUCUGGAUCCAAGUCUCCCGGGCGCAGGAUUCGGCUCAGUUUUUGGGCAAAACCCUCUACCACCAAGGCGACCUCUCCUACUUUGAAGCCGUAAACAAGGAAACGCUCAAGAACUCGUACCAGCGGUUUGAGGAGGAGGGGAUCAUCCAGGUGGUCAGGUCUAAAGACUCGAGGAUCCCCCCGAGGCUCCGGGUGUCGCCCGAGUGGAGGCCGAGGAGAGAUGAGGUGACGGGUAACUUGACCGCGUCGGGGAAACUGUGGGACUUUACCGAAAAAAUUGCCUCGAGCAGGAGGGAGGGGAAGAACAGACGGGAUGGGGCGACGGUGAGUACACGAGUGAUCCGGUUAACGGAUGAGCUGGGGCAGAAGCUGUGGGAGGAGGCCGUGAGGGGGGUGGAUGGGGGGAAGAAGGCCAAGGGGUUGAAUGCGCCGGCUAGGUUGAGUGCGGAGGAGGAGAGGGUGCUGGAGAGAAGUCAGAGGGAGAAGAAGAAGAGGAGGACGUUGGAGGGGAGGGCGCAUUUGUAAAGACAGCAAGAAGCCGGGGUUACAGGACGGCUAGAGGGCCAAAGGACAGAAGAGAAAUGUAUUUACGUUGGAACAAUGGUACAUAAAUGAUGACAUUGAAGACUUGAAGGAGGGA